AUGUCGAGUUUGGGACCGUCUGGCUCUAAUGCCCACGGGUUAAACUUCUCGCAAGCUGGCCUCAGACGAAGUGCCGCAUUUCCUCCAACCCACGCGAAUCAGCAUCAGCAUCAACCGAAUAAGCAAUCCCCGGCCCCUCAUGCCGCGUCGCCAUAUCAACCACAGGGCUAUACGCCUCAGCAGCCCCCCCAAGGCACAUAUCCUCCACAUCUCUUCGCAUCGCCAGUGAAUCCAAAUAUCCCCAACGGCCACCCGCCUUCGCGAACUCCCAACUCACACGUACCACCAAAUGCCCUCGGUGUUCAGCGACAGAGGGCGGCGCCGCCGAGGCAGCAGAUGCCGCCUCAGCCAAAUCCGCCGCCCAUGAUGUUCCCUACGUCCAUGAGUCAAUCGGUCCAGCAUGACCCGAUCCUGUCUCAUCAACACCAGCAGCAACAUCCUUCCCAUCAGGGCCACCCUGGCCAUCCAAGCCACCAGCAGCACCCACCUCAUCAUCAGCAGCAAGGGCAUCACCAACAGCAUCCAGGCCACCAACCUCAUCAACAGCAGCAGCAGCAACAACAACAACAGCAGCAGCAGCAGCAACAACAACAUCAGCAACAUCAACAGCACCAGCAGCACCAGCAGCACCAACAACAUCAACAACACCAACAGCAUCCGGCACACCCGGCACACCCGGCACAUCCUGCGCAUCAGGCUCAUCAGACUCAUCCAGGCCAUCCAGGCCAUCCGGGUCAUCCAGGCCAUCAGGCACGCCAAAGCGUCCAGCCUCACCAGACUCAUGGUCGUUCGCAACAGUCAACGCCGCAGCAGCAGCAGCAGCAACAACAACAACAGCCGUCCCAGCAACCUCAACAGCAGCAGCAGCCGCAACCGCCGCAGGCCCAGGUAACUCCUCAGCCUACUCCGCAGCAAUCAACGCCCCAGCCGCCUCAGCAACAGAUACCGCAACAGCAGAUGCCUCAACAGCAGCAGCAGCCUCCCCAGCAGCAACAAGUUCAGCAAGUUCAGCAAGUCAAUCAGGUACAGGCCUCCCCUCAGCAGCCUGCUGCUCAGGUUCCCCAACAGCAGGCAAACCAUGCGGGCAGUGAAAUGGAUGUCGAUGGAAAUCAAGAUGGAGAUGCGUCGGAAGUCAAUGGUCUCGACUCAAAGCUUUUAAAUGACCCUUCCUACGUCCCCUCGCAGCCUAUGGGAGAGAUGAUGUCUCCCCCGCCUGAGGGAGGAAGCUAUCCAACGUUAGAAGCCGUGCAAAAAGCCGUUCUGCGUUAUUGCACAUCUGUUGGCUAUGCCAUUGUUAUUGGCCGCUCCAAGAAGACGGUUCCUGGCCUCAAGAAAGUCCUGUUUGUUUGCGAUCGUGCUGGAAAGCCGCCCAGUAGGGUGAGCCCGGAAUUCCGCAAGCGCAAAACAUCAUCCAGGAAAUGCGAUUGUCCCUUUGGCUUUUUUGCCAUUGAACAACGUACUCAGUGGACGAUUCGCUACCGCCCUGAUCCUGCGCAUCUGCAGCACAAUCAUGGGCCAAGUGAGAGUCCUUCCAAUCAUCCUGCCGCCAGAAAGCUUGACAGCAAGAUGGUGGCGGCUGUCAAACAGCUGAAGGAAAACGGGGCAGGCGUAUCCGAAACACUCCAAAUUCUGCAAACCGAAAAUCCGGACUGUCACUUGCUCCCGAGGGAUAUAUACAAUGCAAGAGCUGCUAUAAAUCGAAACCCGCAGAAGGUGGCAACAGGACUUGCCGAGAAUAGGCCGGCGAUAUACACAAAACCGCAGCAAUCACCGGAAGACAGGAUUCGCGCGGACCUUCGCAGAGAGCUGGCAAAGGCGCGAGAGGACCUGCAGAAGAUUGAAGAGGAGAAACAAAAAGAAAUCGAUGCGCUGAAAAGCCAACUUGAAGAAAAAGAAAAGCUCAUCAAGAGAUUUGAGAUGUUUAUUGAUAUAUGUAACGAGCGCGUCAUGGUUCAACGGGAGAGGCUGGCAGGACCAGAUGGCAACUUGGCAAUCGGGGGAAACUCGGUUAUGUGA
Molecule: messenger RNA, 2016 nt
Organism: Metarhizium brunneum ARSEF 3297
Lineage: Eukaryota; Fungi; Ascomycota; Sordariomycetes; Hypocreales; Clavicipitaceae
Source: RefSeq, a predicted model, not a curated record